AUUUUUGAAAGUCAAUCCGUUUCAAUCUUUAUAAUCCUUGUUUUAAAUGCAUAUUGUUUAGCGCCUGUCUCUGAGAUGCAAGGGGAGCUUGCAUCCUCUGCGAGGCUGCAGCUUACCCGAUGCGAGUUUGGGAAUGUUUUGCCGUAUUGUUUAGGAGGCACGUCGAUUACUAUGAGGAAGAUCCCUGGUGCGCAUGCUUGUCGCCCUCCCCUAGAACGCGUGUGCCCGUGUUAAGAAUAUUCUAGAUGUUUUUCUCUUGGGCAAUGCCGUUUUAAUUAUCAGGUAUAAGAAACGCAAUGAACGUGAGUUACUUCUAGUUUGAAAUUUGGUUUGGGGAGGCGGUCGAAAGUUAUACCCGCGACAAUGGAGAGCAGUGUUGUGGUGGGCUAGGGAUGGUUAGUCUAGUUAUGACCCCACCAAACCCGUUAUAAUGUUUCCCACAGCGAUUUGAACCCAUCUCUCGAAUCGUGUUGUCGCCCCAGCGGUAGUCAGCUGUCCAGGCGGCUCCCCGUGCCUGUGCCGGUGUUACACUGCUGGGAGAGGAAGGCGCGGCCCGGUAGCCUGGCUGUGGGAGACACUGUUUUAGUGGCUGCUGAAGCCGGGCUGUGGCCGCGCUCUGCACCCUCUGAGAGUGGACUGAACCAGCUCCCCUGGAGCAGCCCUAGUCUGGGUGCACACAUAUCCACGCUGAUGAAUACAGACUGAUGCAUGUGAAGCUGCCCUGCGUGACCUGGUCCCUGGCCAUGCUGACAGUGAUGUCCCCUGGUAAUCCCUUCCGUUCUCCAGCAGUGGGGGUGUAACGGGAUGCAGGACCCCAAACGAUCUACAGCACCAUGGCUGUCAUGGUCCACAUUCACUGCUUGUGUGAGGCAUGGAUUCUGUUGGUGGAUCUCUGAAUGAUGAGACGGCAGCCUCCUCACAGCUGAAUGCCCAGGCAUUGAAUCUGCUGCAGAAUGUGUAGAAAUGACGUGACUGCACAGUGAUGGAGCUGCUGCUGCCUGUCCUCCCAGCCUUCCUGACAAGAGUUGAUCAAGAGACCCAGAGGCUGAAGAGCACCCCUCUCUCUACAUGUGUAGCUGCUGCUGUGAAACCAUUCCAUGUGUAGUGCUGGACUGUGGUGCAGGAUCCAAUAUGAAACCAUGCCAUGUACAGUGCUGUGAUGCAUGAUCCAAUAUGAAACCAUGCCAUGUACAGUGCUGUGGUGCAGAAUCCAAUAUGAAACCAUGCCAUGUACAGUGCUGUGGUACAUAAUCCAAUAUGAAACCAUGCCAUGUACAGUGCUGUGAUGCAUGAUCCAAUAUGAAACCAUGCCAUGUACAGUGCUGUGAUGCAUGAUCCAAUAUGAAACCAUGCCAUGUACAGUGCUGUGAUGCAUAAUCCAAUAUGAAACCAUGCCGUGUACAGUGCUGUGGUGCCAAAUCCAAUAUGAAACCAUGCCAUGUACAGUGUUGUGAUGCAUGAUCCAAGAGCAAAACAAGCUGAUAUGGAUGUUUUAAACAUUAAAGUUGCAGGUUACAGUAUUGAGAGUCCUGUCUUGAAUGAUAAUGGUGUCCUUGUUUGUAAUGUAUUAGUAAUACGAUUGUCAGCAUGGGAUCUGUGGUCCCUGAGCAGGCAUGCUGUUUGCUGCUGUGUCUAGCCUCCAUGUAAACAGUGUACUUUGUGAUGUGGUGGUGUGAUUUGAUCUGAAAGGUUUCUGCAGUCACCUCCUUGUCCAUGCAUUUCAUCCAUUGCUCAGUGUGUUACAUUGACCCCAGUUUGUGUUGCUUUGAAAUCUGCCACUUGAUCAAUUAAAACAAAACUUCAAUUCACAAUACAACUCUAAUGAGGGGUGAGCACUGCUGACUCCCUUGCAGUGGAAGACACUCUUUCUUGCAUAUAGUAUUUAGACAGGUCUUAGGCAGGCGUUUAUGAAGAGACCUUACUGAGGUUAAGUGCAUCGUGUCAUGCUGUACUUGCUUGUACUACACGCUUGUGAGUUGAGUCAUUUUGAAUUGGAUCUGGCAGUUGUAAAGGAGUUUCCGAGGAUGAGCACAGAGAAGCAUGCACGCACCCAGCCUGCAGCGGCUGCCGUUCUCUGCGUCUAUAAUGGAGAUCUUCUAUAACACAGCUCGCCAUGGAACGAGACUGGAAGAACAAGCGGCUGGGAUUGAGCGAAAGGGAUGUGCUUCAGUUUUGUUUUUGAAUGAGGGGGCGCUCACGCUGCAUGGCACUGCGGAGGCCAAUCGGCUUGAAGACCGUUCCUCUAGCCGGGCUGUGAUUGGCUGGAAGCUGUCUACAGCUGCAAAACUUUGAGGCAAAGUUUUCAGCUUGUAAAGGAUGCGAGUGUGUAUUGUGAGGUCAGAGGAGAAUCGCGAGGGACAGGUUCGCAAUCAUCAUCAUUAACCCAAUCAACAAUGGGCUUGCAAAGCUGACCAGGUCGACUACCUACCCUGUGGACAACAGACCGAGAGCCCACUGACACGCACCCUGCCACAGGAGCCGAACAGACGCGUGGACCUUAUUUUAACGUGAGCAGCGCUUUCUGAAACCGCUAAACAGAAAAUCUGCUUAGGUAUAGCAGACAGCACACGUGUGUUAAACUCUCUAUACAAUAUCAGUAUAUUAUGCAGGGCUGUUUGAUUGCUUAGGAAUACUUUGAUUCAGAAUAAAGGCGGCGCGCUGUGGCUGUGGAUGUUGUGAACAGCGGGUGCGGAAUAAACAGUUUAAGAAGUCUGGUUUGUGAAUUAUUUUAACAUGGAGAUCAUCGUGCACGUCUGUGUGACUGCGUCCAUUCUUCUGCUGACGUGCGAGGCCAGGGGACCCCCACAGGUGACUCACCGGGUGGAGGAGAGGCAGGCGGUCAGGCUGGGCAGGACGAUCCGGCUGUCCUGCCCGGUGGAGGGAGACCCCCCUCCCCUGACCAUGUGGGUGAAGGACGGCCGUACGGUGCACAGCGGCUGGAGCCGCCACCGCAUCCUGCAGCAGGGACUCAAGAUCAAGGAGGCGGAGACGGGCGACGCUGGGGUCUACGUGUGCAGAGCUACCAACGGCUUCGGCAGCAUCACACUCAACUACACCCUGACCGUAAUCUACGACUCUGCAGCAGGGAGCAGCAGUGAACCAGUCCCUGAGGACCCGAACCCUGAGCCGGCCAGCGAGGACCCCACCGGCAUGCCCUUCGUGAAGCCGCGGUUCACUCAGCCCACCAAGAUGAGGCAGCGGGUCCUGGCGCGGCCGCUGGGCAGCUCGGUGCGACUCAAGUGCCUGGCCAGCGGCAGCCCGCGGCCCGACAUCGCCUGGGUCAAGGACGAGCGUCUCCUCCCCCCCCCGCGGGACAACCAGCGGCCGCAGUGGACACUGACCCUCAAGAACCUGAGGCCAGAGGACAGCGGCCGCUACACCUGCCACGUGUCCAACCGCGCCGGCCAGAUCAACGCCACGUACAAAGUGGACGUCGUGGAGCAGACCAAGUCCAAGCCGAUCCUGACUGGCACUCACCCGGUCAACACCACGGUAGAGUUUGGCGGCACCACCUCGUUCCAGUGCAAGGUGCACAGCGACGUCAAGCCUGUGAUUCAGUGGCUGAAGCGCGUGGACCCGGGGGCCGAGGGGCGCUACAACUCCACGCUGGAGGUGGGGGGCCAGCGCUUCGUGGUGCUGCCCACGGGGGACGUGUGGUCCCGCCCCGAUGGCUCCUACCUCAACAAGCUGAUGAUCAUCCGGGCCAAGGAGGAGGACGCCGGCAUGUACAUCUGCCUGGGAGCCAACACCAUGGGCUACAGCUUCAGGAGCGCCUACCUCACAGUGCUGCCAGACCCCCGCCGGGUGGAGAAGCCGGCGACGCCCCCCCACCUGAGCCCCGGCCUGCCCUGGCCCGUCAUCAUCGGGGUCCCAGCCACAGCGCUCCUCAUCGUGGGCACCAUCGUCCUGUGGCUGUGCCACGCCCGCCGCCGGCACAGCGCUCUGCCCCCCCGGCCCCACCGGGACCCCCCCGCAGCCACGGACAGCCCGGCCGCCACGCCCGACUACCCCACCCAGAGACUGCUCAGCACCGCCCCGGGACUCCCGAGCAAGACCUACUCCAAGGUUUACACGGACGUGCACACUCACACGCACUGCCACGCAGACGGGAAGGUGCACCAGCACCAGCAUUUCCACUACCAGUGUUAACCUGGGCUGCUCCGCACAGACCCUCCCCGCUCCCCAGGGCAGCUCCACGGCUUCAGAGUCAGGGGACUGUGUCUGGGAUCUCCACAGAGCUCAGGGUCACAUUUUUUGUUCAUUUCUACUGGUGUGAGAAGAACUCUAAAGACUAAAAAAGCAUCAGGUUGAUUCAAGACUGGAGCGAGUUUACCUUGAAUCGAAAAACAAACAAACCAAGACAGACAGACAGACAGACAGACAGACAGACAGAUAGGCGUUUAUUUUGUUUAGAAGCCUGUCAAUAUUUUUAAAAUUAUGACAUCUUUUUUUUUUUUAAACUGUUAAUUAAUAAAUUAAUAUAAGAAACCCAUAUAUAUAGGUAUAUCAGCUCCCGUUUAAACCUGGAAAUGAAACGGUGAUGUGUGAGCCGAAGACAGCCUGUUUCUAACCCAGCAUUCCUUUCCCCUCAGUGACACCGCAGUGCUGUGUCUGGUGCAGUGCGUCUUCAUGAUGGGAAUGAGCUUCACAGGGUUCAGGGAGAGAGGCGCUUGUCUGUGCUCUGCAUAUACUCCCUGUUCUGUUGAUAAGCUAAGGGAUUUGAAAUUCAAGGAAAUGGACUGACCCUAUAUGGAUCUCGAUCAGACCUGUGAAAAUGGGACAAAAGCCAUAAGUUUGUUACUAACUAAAUACCCCGGUAUCUCUGAACAGAUAAUCAUCUCCUUUUAAAAAAUAUGUGAAUAUCUGAUGAGCAAGACAUCUCACAAGUAGAACGUUCCCCCGAAAUGGUCUCCUCGUUCUAGGAAAGCAGUAGAACUGGGGACGGGGAGUUUGCUGGCAGAUAACUUCACUCAGACUGCUUGCUCUCUAAAUAUCUUGGUGUCCCUGAUUAGAUAUAUAUGUUAUUUAAAAUAUUAAAGAAAGCCAUAUUGUAUUUUUAUAUGCAUUGUUUUGUACCUGUUUGCUGAUGAUUUAAUACUGCUGGGAACAAACAGAUCAGCACUGGAGUCUGUUUUAAUAGUGAUUCAUUUCCUCUGUAUAAUGUACAGAACAAUCCCAUUGAAGAAUUGCUGCAUGCAAUGCUUAGAAUUCAGGAGGUACGUUUAGAAAAAAAUAAAAAAUACAUCUCAAA
Acipenser ruthenus (sterlet) is the source of this 5251-nucleotide messenger RNA. RefSeq names its product fibroblast growth factor receptor-like 1. The coding region runs from base 2734 to 4149 and encodes 471 amino acids. The record is from RefSeq and is a predicted model, not a curated record. The transcript is spliced from 12 exons. Gene Ontology annotation, cellular component: plasma membrane. Gene Ontology annotation, molecular function: fibroblast growth factor receptor activity; fibroblast growth factor binding. NCBI's taxonomy places the organism in Eukaryota, Metazoa, Chordata, Actinopteri, Acipenseriformes, Acipenseridae.